Messenger RNA from Spea bombifrons (plains spadefoot toad), 6024 nucleotides. RefSeq names its product Rho guanine nucleotide exchange factor 4 (gene ARHGEF4). The record is from RefSeq and is a predicted model, not a curated record. The transcript is spliced from 14 exons. NCBI's taxonomy places the organism in Eukaryota, Metazoa, Chordata, Amphibia, Anura, Pelobatidae. Gene Ontology annotation, biological process: intracellular signal transduction. The coding region runs from base 142 to 5622 and encodes 1826 amino acids. Gene Ontology annotation, molecular function: guanyl-nucleotide exchange factor activity; protein binding.
GUUCAUAGUCUUCCCCUGUGCUUAGACUGUCCAAAAUAGAAACAAGAAGGCAUGCAACCUUGGGCACAGCAGGGGCACAGGAAUAACUGCAUCCUCUUUUUCUGGGUUCUAAGUGUGGGAUCAUUUUAGAAAGUUGGAGAAAUGCUCAGUGUUAUGUACUUUCUGCGGAGCUUCUUCAAGACCCCACAACCAAGUGACGACUCCAGCAAUAAAAUAGACUUUCAUGAUGAUGUCAACGUGGAGCCAGGUUCACUCGAGCUAGGAUCUUUCAGCCAGGACCAAGAUGAAGAUUAUUUUGAAGCCCGGUCAUAUUUUAGUGACAGCCCAACAGAAAUUAAGAGUGAAGUCUUUGAAAGCAUUUCAGACAUUGAGUCAGUUUCUAGUGACACAACUGAAGAACUAAACAGAGGGUUUGAUUGCAAUUUCUUGGGAAGAGGGGAAUCCGCGUGUUUCGAAACAAAAGAAAAAAAUGCAUGUAAUUCUAAAAACACAAACGAACCAGGGUGUAGACAGCUAGAUCAGACAGAGUAUUCUUCCAGUUUACAGUCAAAACAAUUGCUUUUGCAAUCACAUUCAACAUUUGAAUGUAAAGUACUAGAUGCAGACUUGACGGGGCACCUGGACCAGGAACUCACUGAACUAAAACAUAUAACAAAUACAAAUUCCAUACCAAGGGAAGAAACAUGCAAUAAUGAUAUUACAGUUAAUGGAUUGCAUAGCAUAGUGGCAGACUGUGAAAAUCAGACCAAUUGUUUGGUAGCCUCAAAUGUACUUGAAGAAGUGAGAAAUGCUCAAUUAAAAGGAGUGGGUGCCAUACCAAAAUCCGACGACUGCCUUUUUUGCACACAAUCAGAGACGUGCACUGUAAUACAGGAAAGUGAAUCUUUGCCUGAUAUUUCUUUUACAAACACAAUAACAAAUUGCACAAGCCACACUAAUUGCGAUUAUGUAAUUAAAGGGAAAACAAGUAAAAUUACAAACUCUCAGCUCAACGAGAACACAUCUAUUACAACAGAAGCGCACAAGGAUACAUUUUUCAUGAAGACAAACUUUCAAGCAGGAGAACAAGUGGAUAUUAAUAGGCCUUCAGAUACAACAAAAAGCCACGUUUCUCAGCCAUGUUCAGAAGAAAAUACUUUAUCAGAUGCCAGCAAUAAUGUGUACUAUAAAGCCUCCUAUUAUGUAGUUGCUGAUGGCGAAGAAGUAGAACCAAACUGUUAUACUGCCUCAGACAGAGAUGAAUCCAGACACAGGGACAUUGUAAGUGUUGCUGAUUCUGUUGGUGCAACUUGUUCAGUGCAAGAAAAAUCCUUUGAAUCAGGGCACAUCAAGGACAAGCAGGGAGAAGGACACUGUCAGGGUAAAAUCUCAGCGGCACAUGCAAUACUUAAAGAUUCCCCUAUGAAUAAUUAUUCUGAAAAGGCAGAUAUUUGUACCUUGUCAGGUGAGGGAAACCUUAAGCCCCUUAUUAUAAUAUCCAUUGAACGUACCGAUGCUCAAGCAACCCGCAAUGCAGUGGAGCAUACAGACACUGUAAGAAAACUGAGUGUUGGGUCUGGUGAGGAUUCAAAUGAUAACAGAGCCAGCUUUAUCCAGGAGGGCUCCUAUGAAGUCUCUGAUGGAGAUAUUAGAGAAGAUUGCAAACAGGAGGUGAACAACUCAUACGGUAAAGAAGAAAAUAUUGUGACUGAUGCACAUAAAGUUAUGAAACCUGCAAUUCUGACAUCUGAUGAUGUCAAUAAUGAUGUAAUGGCUCUUCAUGCAAACCUAGAAGUGUGUUCAGGCACUAGGGACAAGCUUGAUGGACCAGUUGUAGAACAUAAUUUUAUGGAAGAAAUGAAGAACUGUACAUCAGAUUAUGAUGCAAAAACUAUGCAGUUGGAUAAAGAUGAUAGUCUAGAGGAAUAUGAUGAAAGUUUUAAGGAGUUCUCAUACACUGAUCUAGACUUAGAUUAUAUCUUCAAUGAAGAUCCCGUAACUAGCCUUGAACCCCCAAAUUCCAAUAUUUGUGACAAUGGGGAAAUACAUUGUGAAUAUUUACUUGAGAAACAAAAUAAAGAUGAGUUGUCGACAGUAGACAAGCAGGAGAACCUAGCAGCUGUGUUCGAUUCAAAAAAUAUGAUCCAUUUGGUCGUAGAACAAGAAAAUGCGAAUAAUUGCAGGGGUAGCAAUAAUGAGGAAGCUCCGGGCAGCAUCGUUCAUUUUGUGGAAAGUGACAGCACGUUUCACAAAGUUCUACUGCAGGAAAAUAAAAUGGAAAAUGGGAACGACCCUCCUGAACUGUCCUCCUUUAAUGAAAUAUCAAUAGGAAGCAACAUGCAUUCAGAAAGCCAGGAGAAAGAAAACAAGCAAUCACAAGUAACCGAUCAGAAAAAUAAUGAAAAGCUUGAAAGUCUACAACCUUUUAACAUUUCUUUAAAAAGUGGUGGACAUUUAGCAAAAGUAUGCAAAGACGAACAUACUUCAGACUUUUCUGAUGAUGAUUUCUGUGAAAGCACAUUUUUAUACAAUAGAAGCAUGAGAAAGGCAUCAGCAAACGGGAGAAUAGACAUAGAUAACUUUGCCAAAUUUAGAAACAGUGUUUCAAAUUUAAGUAUGUCUGAACCACCAGAAAUGCCACAGGACCAUGAUCUACAAAAAUUAGAAAACCAGGAAUCAAGAAGUAUCAAAAAUGCAGAAAGCAAAAGACUAAAGGAAAGACUGUCAAGGGCUCACAAAUCAUUUUCAAGUCUCUUUGACUUUAAGAAUUUGGAUAAAGAAAAUUCAGCCCAGAGUUUAGAAAGUCUACCUAAAGAGGAAAAGAAAAAGAUAAGGCCCCAGCAUAUGUCAUGGAGACCACUUCGCAAAAACAAAGGUCAAGACUCGUCCAAGAGGUUGAGUGUAUUGAAUUUAUCAACACAUAUUAUAAACUCAAACAAGUUAAGAAGACCAUCCAAGGACAAACAGGAGAAUACUAAUGAAAGCUCAUCACCAGUGCUAGAGUCACCAAGCAGUUUCUCUGGAGACACAAACCAUGAUUCAUUGGAAUCUAGUGAAGACAACUCCGUCGAGGGGAAUUCAGAGACUCCCUCAAGUGACAAAUCAAUUACACAGUCUCCUUUUAGGUGCGGUGCUACUUUAGAGAUUUCUAGUGAAGAAUCCACCAGUUCUUCAUUUUCUAACACAAAUGAACAGCAGACAAUAAGUAGACCAUCAUCUACUUCAUCUUUUGCUAACACAUUUUCAAAUUAUAUUGAUUCAAUGCCUUGUCGACCCAUGAGUCCAAAACCCCGCAGCCAAUGGCCCAACUUUCAGCGUAAGAGCUUGCAUAAUUCCAAGAUCAGCGCAACAUCUAUGACUUCUUUGGGAAAUUGUUCUCCAGUAGAAGGAUUCUCAGAUUCACCAGACCUAUCUAAAAAAAUAAAACCAUGGACGAAGCAGUCUUCGGAUAAUGAGUCUCACAAGGAUGAUAGCGGUAUCAGCACCCAGUCACGGGCAAGCCUGUACACUGCUUCAUCAAUUAGUGACAUUCUUAGAGAUGAUGACAAUAGACAACAAAAUCAAACAGAAGCAAUAAAGAUACCAAGGGAGAAAACUGCCCUCGUUAUCAAGAGGAAAACAUUUGAUAUGUUGGCUUCCACUAAUCUGGGUUUGGAUAAUGAAAAUAAAGCCCUGACAUUGCCUGCGAUGACUUCAAUGGGAAACAGAAAAGAUUCAGAAAGGAAAAAACCUAAAACGUUGUUCAGAAGCCUCAGCUGUGAUGGCCUAUGGGUAGAUGAAAUGAACCAAAAGAGGAAACUAGAGACCUCAGAAAAGCCAACUCAAGAAGACAAUCUCAUGGCAACACAGUUACAAGCUAGAAUGAGUAUGUCUGCCACUCCUUCGGAAAUAUUUCGAAUUCUCCCAAUGAAGAUACAUUCGUUUUCCCAGAGCACUCCAACUGGACUUGAUUUUGUGGGCUGCGUGAGAAAUCUUACAUACCCAGUAAUCGCCGAUGGGUCACUUGACAGAACAACGCUUACUGAUGAUCUGGGAAGUGAUGAAGAUUUUUAUGAAGACCUGCAUGUAUCUAGUCAUCGGUACGGUGGAGGUGGGGAGCAGCUGGCAAUAAAUGAGCUCAUAAGUGAUGGCAGUGUGGUGUACGCAGAAGCCCUAUGGGACCAUGUCACUAUGGAUGAUCAAGAACUGGGUUUCAAGGUCGGCAGUGUCAUUGAAGUAAUGGAUGCCACAAAUAAGGAAUGGUGGUGGGGGAGGAUCCUUGACUGUGAAGGAUGGUUUCCAGCCAGCUUUGUGAGGCUUCGUGUAAACCAGGAUGAGCCAAUGGAAGAAUACAUCCCAAGGUCUGGGGAAAUAGACCAUGACUCUAGAAAUAUCUCCAGGCGUCAUGGCUUUGGACAGACAAACAAGGACCAAAUGAGGACCAAUGUUAUUAAUGAGAUCUUAAAUACAGAAAAGGAUUAUAUCAAACAUUUGAAGGAUAUUUGUGAGGGUUACAUUAAGCAGUGUCGGAAGCGAGCAGACAUGUUCACCGAGGAGCAGUUGUGGACAAUCUUUGGCAACAUUGAGGACAUCUAUAAGUUCCAGAAGAAAUUCCUGAAGACUCUAGAAAAAAGAAUUAACAAAGAUGCCCCACAUUUAAGUGAGAUUGGUGCUUGUUUUUUGGAAUAUCAAACAGACUUUCAGAUCUACUCAGAAUACUGCAACAAUCAUCCGAAUGCCUGCACAGAACUUUCCAAGCUGUCCAAGGUGAAGAAGUACGGGUAUUUUUUUGAAACCUGCCGUCUUGUACAGAAGAUGAUUGACAUCUCUUUGGAUGGGUUUUUGUUGACGCCAGUACAGAAGAUCUGUAAAUAUCCUCUCCAGCUUGCGGAACUUCUGAAAUAUACAAAUCCCCAACACAGGGACUUUGCAGAUGUCGAAGCAGCAUUGAAUGCCAUGAAAAACGUUGCUAGAUUAAUCAACGAGCGAAAGAGGAGACUUGAGAACAUUGACAAGAUAGCUCACUGGCAAAGCUCUAUUGAAGACUGGGAGGGUGAAGAUAUUCUCGCAAAAAGUUCUGAGCUUAUACAUUCCGGUGAAUUAACCAAGAUUUCACAUCUUCAGUCUAAAAGUCAACAGCGGAUAUUUUUUUUGUUUGACCAUCAGAUCGUGUACUGCAAAAAGGAUCUCCUUCGACGUGACAUUCUGUAUUACAAAGGAAGAAUUAAUACAGACGAGAUGGAAGUAAUUGAUGUUGAGGACGGUAAAGACAAAGAUUUCAACAUAAACUUGAAAAACGCCUUCAAAUUGCAAAGCAAAGUCUCAGAAGAGGUUCACCUGUUCCUUGCAAAAAAGCCGGAGCAGAAACAGCGUUGGCUGCAGGCCUUUGAUGAAGAAAGGAAGCAAGUUCUCCUGGAUGAGGAGACAGGUUUCAGCAUCAGUGAAAUACAGAGGAAACAGGCAAUGGUUAAUGCCAACAAGCCUGGCCCAGCAGGAAAGCCUAAAGCUGUUAAUCGGACAUACUAUGAUCUCUGGAUGAGACAGAAGCAUCCCACACUGCCUGCCAACCUCCCACAGCAGCAGGUCUUCAUGCUGGCUGAACCCAAGCGCAAACCCUCCAACUUCUGGCAGAACAUCAGCCGGCUGACUCCUUUCCGAAAAUAAAGGAAAGCUUUGUCUUUCACUCUCGCAUCCUGGACAAAGAAAGCACUUUACCCACAGUCCACAAAACAUAGUGCUUGGAAGCCCUGCCUUUUCUCCCGCGCACGGCCUGGCUCUGGCUGGUACAUUAUUUAAUAUUUUUGUUUUUAAAGAUUUGGACAUUUUGAACAUAUUUGUUGCUGCCAUUGCUGUGGUCAGGUGAUCAGUCUGGAGAAGUGUCAUUGUAGUUUCCUUUUGCCCUGUUGCCAGGAUUUGGGAAACCUAUGGGCCUCCGACUAUUACAGAACUAUCUCGACCACCACCUGCCUAGAAACACAGAACUGGACUGCAGAACAAGAACCAAGCGGCCCAUCUAGUCUGCCCAUUUUUUCAUAUUGUCAAAACCGCAAAACUCUAUAAAGUCCU